ACUCGAUACGGGUACGGGCAUCACAUUGACACAAUUCACGAUGAGCUAAUCGCCCAGCUGGACUUCGUCUCAGAACUGGCAUAUGUCGUUGCCAUUUGUGCAAUCAAGGCUUCUUUUUGCCUUUUCUAUCUCAAGAUCUUCCCUGGCAAAUUGUUUAGGAUACUUUGUUGCUGCGUUUUAGCAGUCAUUGUGGGCGAGUCCAUCGCUGGAUUCUUCAUUGUUAUCUUCCAAUGUUGGCCGGUUGCAAGAGCCUGGGACGCCGCCGGUGCCCAGGAGGGGCAUUGUCUGGAUCUACUGACUUUCUAUUAUGUCUCGUUUGCGGUCCGGUUAGUGACUGAUGUGGCUCUCAUCACCCUUCCCGUUCCCAAACUUUUACGACUCAAGACGUCGAUUGGGAAAAAAGCGGGGCUGAUGGUAAUGUUUGGACUUGGUGGCUUGGUGACGGUGGCCAGUAUCAUUCGAGGGACCUAUCUAAGUAACUUUUCAACCGACCAUACUUGGUCGCUCGUUCAGACCCUCAAUUGGUCAUCUGCAGAGCUGGGAGUGGGUGUUUUCAUCUCCUGCGUGCCCUCUUUUAAAGCGCUGGUAACUUUCCAGUUCCCCAAUCUUCGAUCAUUGCUAGGUCUUUCUAGUAACCAAAGCUAUCUUCCAAACCAUGAAACUUAUAAUUUAUCUGACCGGCGGGAGACUCCACGAGAGGCUUCUCGAUCUUGGAGGCAAUCCCACGUGGAGAUAGCACAUAGUAGCAAGCUUGUUUGUGCCAAGCGGGCAAAAAGGGAGACUGGGACAACACAGAAUGACUCGAAAGAAGAUAUCAGCUCGCAACCCUCAGACGAGAUUCGAGUGACGACAAAUGUGACUGUUGACCGAACCGAAGAUUCCCCCUCGAGACCAAGCUAG
Molecule: messenger RNA, 900 nt
Organism: Penicillium cosmopolitanum
Lineage: Eukaryota; Fungi; Ascomycota; Eurotiomycetes; Eurotiales; Aspergillaceae
Exons: 4
Source: RefSeq, a predicted model, not a curated record